AUGAUGGUGAUGAGGCAUUCCUUGAAAGUGGGUUCAAUUAUUACAAUAACCCCUACUCAGGAAGACUAUGAAGAUAAUGAUUAUUAUACAAAAGAAUAUGAUAAGUAUAAGCCUAAUAAAGGUUAUCAAGAUUCAGUAAAAGAAUAUAAACCUCGAAAAGAUGGAUCAAAAGAAUACAAUUAUUAUGAUUAUAAUGUAAAGAAAAAUUAUGCUGAAAAGGCAAAUGAUCAACAAAACAAACGAGAUAAUAAUAAUUAUGGUUAUGAUAAUGAAGAUCAGAAUUCAUAUACAUAUAGAGAUGAUGAUUUAUACACAGGAUAUUCUAAAGAAGAUUAUACAUCUAAAGAGCCUUAUUCAAUGGAUAAAAAACCGGAUAGAAUAAAACAAAAGAAGAAUAUUAUCAACCUGAAAAAUAUGAGAAAAAAGAGAAAUAUACUGAAUCAUAUGAUGAUGGUUAUACUUAUAAGUAUAAACCGAAUAAAUAUCCCUCUAAGAAAUAUGAAAAUGAAGCUAAAAAUUAUGAUUCAGACUAUAGACACUAAAUAUGCACAUGUUCGCCCUCCACCUCAAUUAACACAAGUCAUUACACGACAGACAGAAACAGCAUUUCUCGGUCACAGUUGUCAAGUGUCACACUCAUCUAACAAACAAGUCAAUACGUGA
Heterobilharzia americana is the source of this 663-nucleotide messenger RNA. NCBI's taxonomy places the organism in Eukaryota, Metazoa, Platyhelminthes, Trematoda, Strigeidida, Schistosomatidae. The record is from the annotation of a GenBank genome assembly.